AUGAGGAAGGGCUCCUGCUGCAUGUUCACGUCGGGAGUCGUCGGUGCUCUUCUCCUGAUCGCCGGGAUCGGCCUCUUUGUGUCCGGAUUCUUCCAGACCUUGAUCCACAACAAGCUGAAGGGGUGGUUAACGUCUUUAUUUACAGUUUCUGCUCAACUGAGGAGAAGAGCGUCAUCCUCAGCUCUGUUUAAGACUGCACUGACGCUUCUCCAGUCUCUGAAGGAUAAUGCUCGCUCAAGGGUCCAAUCACUCCCCAAACGUGGCGCCAGCGCUCGUCCGGCCAGAGGUUAUCUGCAUCUGACCCAGUGUGGAUUCAGAGGAUCUAAUAACACCACUGAUUACGUCGCUUACGUGGCAAAAGAUCCUGUUAACCGGAGAGCCUGUCAUAUUGUGGAGUGCUCUGACGGUCUGGCUCAGGAUGUGAUCAGUACGAUCGGUCAGGCGUUUGACCUGCGCUUUCAGAUCUACCUGCAGUGUCCGUCCAGCAAACCCUCGUCCAUGCACGACAGGGGUAUGAGUACUGACGAGCCCCCGUGGACGGAGGAAGGAGAGGAGUCGGCCGAUCAUCAUUACUACAACAGCAUUCCCGGAAAGAUGCCGCCACCGGGAGGAUUCAUUGACACUAGAUUGACCAAUCAGACGCAAGACGGCUGCCAGGCGGCUGGAGUCGACCAGACGUACUACCAGGGCCGACCCAUGUUCAUCCAACAAGGCUCCUGUGACAUUUACAGUCUCCCUGAGGUCAAAGGUCAAGCCCCGAAGGCAGGAGAAGUGCCCACGUAUGUGAACACGCAGCACAUUGACACGCAGGUGCUAGCUGCCCUCCAGGGGGAGUCAGAGACGCUGUCUGAUUCGGGCACGGGCGGGACAGCUAAAGACAGCCCGAGGAAGGACCUCUUUGACAUGAAGCCGUUUGAGGAUGCCAUCAUGACCCAGACUCCAGCAUCAGAGCUGCAUAAAGCGGCGUCUGUGGAUAACUCCAGUCCUCUUCUGAUGCGCGCGGCCGCUCUGAGAGCUCAGGAGGAGCUGGAGGACCAGACGUGGUACCACGGAGAGAUGAGCCGCCGGCAGGCCGAGAAACUGCUGCUCCAUGACGGAGACUUCCUGGUGCGGAAGAGCACCACAAACCCGGGCUCAUACGUCCUGACGGGGAUGCACCACGGCUUGGCCAAACACCUGCUCCUGGUCGAUCCGGAGGGAACGGUCCGGACGAAAGAUCACAUAUUCGAGAGCAUAAGCCACCUGAUUGGCCAUCACCGUGACAACAACCUGCCGAUCGUUUCGGCGGGAAGCGAACUGUGUUUGAAGCAGCCGGUGGACAGAAAACAGUGACGACAGCUGAACCUCUUUCACCAAAACAAACACCCCAUCGGAGAACACGUGACGCUUGUCCGACUGCUUGACUGUGACGGCGUUUGUAGACGGACGAUUCCUAGAACCGACCGUUAUUUUAUCGCGCUGGUUGAGAAUCUCUAUUUUUGAAGAAGAAGAAGAAGAAGACGACGGCGGUGGGUUUUUCGGACCGUUUGAACGACCUCGGUCUCCAAGAGGGAUGCGACGAAAACUAGAUAAAGAGUAUUUUAGAAUAAAAAAUAAAAAGUUUAGUUUUGUCUAUCAAGCACAACCGGAUUUUCAUGUUCGUUGACAAGAGAUAGAAGGAAACUAAUAUUUGAAAAAACGUAAAUUAAAAAAACUAAACGCUGUUUAUAUCGACCUAUUUUAGGAGUUGGGCCUUCACUGCAGCUAGUGUGCGAGAUCAUUUGGUAGCUUCACUGCUUUUUAGAGGGAGGAUGACGUGAAUGUGUUUACUUUAGCAGAAAUCACACUUUGACGCUGCACGCACACACACACACACACGCACACGGCUUUAUAAAGUACCUUCAUUUUUCGAUGACGUUGAAACCUGUGGCACUCGCAUGACUUAAAACCUUAAUUGUACUUGUGGUCAUUGUUGGUAGCAUCCAGAGCCCCAGCAGAGGUGCUUUAGUGUGCUCUCAAUGUAAAAUAUUUAUGCUUUCCAGUAUUCCUUGAGUUUAGCUCCUUCUUUAAACGUGUCAGAGGUGUGUAGUCGCUCGGCUCGGCCCUUUACUUUAUACCUGGAUGUUUCUAUCGGUUCUGACUUUCAUGGUUUGACUGUGGGCUUCACAAACACACACACUGGUGUUAUGAUUCUUCUUCUGAUGAUUCUUUUCAAUUAAACGGUUCUAAAUGAAUAGCACAAUCAACGCUUUUCUGUGUGAGAGACGGUCACGGUCUAUUAAUGGACGAACUGGAAGAUUACUGGAUUCUUCAGCAUAUUAGCCACGAGUCACAUGCUUCUGUUGCAUUUUGUGUUUUCCUGUAAAUCCACAUUUUAGAUAAAUUAAACUUGCAUUUGAUACAAUUACUGUUUCGUAAAUAGCUCUAAGAAUUUAAUGUGUUAAGUUUUCAUGCAUAAGGGUAAAUUAUAAAUGUCAAGAAAUUGACCCCAAAAUCAACAUAAAUUCAGACAAUGAAGCUUAAUUGCCAUUAAAAUAAUCCAACAAAAUGCUUAUGUUUCAACAAACAGGUUUCAUUUUC
Carassius auratus (goldfish) is the source of this 2559-nucleotide messenger RNA. RefSeq names its product SHC-transforming protein 3-like. The transcript is spliced from 10 exons. Gene Ontology annotation, molecular function: receptor tyrosine kinase binding. Lineage: Eukaryota; Metazoa; Chordata; Actinopteri; Cypriniformes; Cyprinidae. The coding region runs from base 1 to 1332 and encodes 443 amino acids. Gene Ontology annotation, cellular component: plasma membrane. The record is from RefSeq and is a predicted model, not a curated record. Gene Ontology annotation, biological process: cell surface receptor protein tyrosine kinase signaling pathway; intracellular signal transduction.